AUGUCGGAAUCCGUACUAUCUGAACCGUGGGACGAUGUCCCCAGCGGCCCGAUCCAAAAAGCCCACCGCAAGCUCACCCAGCUCUACCAGCGCUACAUCGAUCCCAACGUCGGGUUUUCGCUAUUGAUACUAUCCCAGUUUUUCAACUCCAUCAUGGUGGUAACCUGCAAGUUAUUGGUCACUGACAAGGAGUUCGAUACUCCCAUCCACCCGUUGCAGAUCUUGUUUGUCCGCAUGAGCAUCACCUACGUGUGCUGCCUUGCGUACAUGGUGGUGACCCGCUCGGUGCCCGAGGCCCCGUUCGGGCCCCGCAACCUCCGGUUCUUGCUCUUGUUGAGAGGCCUCGUGGGUUUCGUGGGUGUGUUCGGAUUGUACUACUCGUUGCAGUACUUGUCGUUGUCGGACGCCGUGGCCAUCACUUUCUUGGUGCCCAUGGUCACUGCCUUCCUUGCGUGCGUGAUCCUCCACGAACGCUACUCGGUGCUCGAAGCAGUGUGCUCCAUUGUGUCUCUCGCGGGAGUAUUGCUCAUUGCCAAACCACACUUCUUGUUUGGCCAUGAGUCCGACUCAGAAACUUCGGUCGGUGAGGAAAUUGAAAGCUCCUCUACCGAGAAACGGCUCUUGGCCUCGGCCGUGGGGUUGGUGGGUGUGUGUGGCGCAUCCUCAGUGUAUAUCAUUUUGAGAAAGAUUGGCCACGGUGCCCAUCCGUUGUUGUCGGUGAGUUACUUCGCAUUGACGUGUACGAUAGUGACGUUUUUCAGCAUCCUAGUGAUUCCUUCGCUAGAAUUUGCCAUUCCCAAGAACGGCUACCAAUGGUUUUUGUUCGCUCUUAUUGGUCUUUCUGGGUUUUUCAUGCAAUUCUCCUUGACAGCAGGUGUCCAAAGAGUUAAAGCCUCCAAGGCCUCGAUGGCCGCAUACACUAAUAUGGUUUUUGCUUUGGUGUGGGACUUGUUAAUCUGGAGACACAUUCCAGGAUUGUUGAGUCUUUUGGGUAUGAUGUUGAUUCUCGGAAACGCGGCCAUCAUCGUGAAAUUCAAGCCCGAAGAUAAUAAUAACGACGGAGAUUUAGAAAGAGGAGAUCAGUCCACUGCAGACGAAGUUAAGUAUGGCGUGGUGGGCAGCAAUGUCGAGGAGCUGAUUGCAUUACAGGAUUUCCUUAUAGCAGAUUCGGAGGACGAACUGGACCCCGAAAGAGUCGAGCGUCCUCCAGGCGACGAUAAGGCCGCCCUUAGUCCAUAG
Molecule: messenger RNA, 1239 nt
Organism: Suhomyces tanzawaensis NRRL Y-17324
Lineage: Eukaryota; Fungi; Ascomycota; Pichiomycetes; Serinales; Debaryomycetaceae
Exons: 1
Coding region: 1-1239 (412 amino acids)
Cellular component (GO): membrane
Source: RefSeq, a predicted model, not a curated record